ACACUUUCGUCCUCUGCCUCUCUCCUUUUUCCAAUCUCUCUCACCAUUCUCUCAAAUAUGUCGGGAGCAUUAUCUUGUUCCGCUUCCGAUCUGGCCGUCUUGUUAGGCCCUAAUGCCACGGCGGCGGCUGACUACAUCUGCGGCCAACUUGGCACCGUGAACAACAAAUUCACAGACGUCGCUUUCGCUGUAGACAACACAUACCUUCUCUUCUCCGCUUACCUCGUCUUCUCGAUGCAACUCGGCUUCGCUAUGCUCUGCGCUGGCUCCGUUCGAGCCAAGAACACGAUGAACAUCAUGCUCACAAACGUUCUUGACGCUGCAGCUGGAGGUCUCUUCUACUAUCUAUUCGGUUACGCUUUUGCCUUUGGAUCUCCGUCGAACGGUUUCAUCGGUAAACAAAACUUCGGUCUCAAAGAUUUCCCCACGGUGACCAAUGAUUACUCAUUUUUCCUCUACCAAUGGGCCUUCGCUAUAGCCGCCGCCGGAAUCACCAGUGGCUCGAUCGCUGAACGGACUCAGUUUGUUGCUUAUCUGAUCUAUUCAUCUUUCUUAACCGGAUUUGUCUACCCGGUUGUCUCUCACUGGUUCUGGUCACCUGACGGUUGGGCCAGCCCAUUCCGAACUGAUGGUGAUUUGCUUUUCAGCACUGGAGCAAUCGAUUUCGCUGGCUCAGGUGUCGUUCAUAUGGUCGGAGGCAUCGCUGGUCUCUGGGGUGCGUUAAUCGAAGGUCCAAGACUAGGUCGGUUCGAUAAUAACGGUGGCCGAGCCAUCGCUUUAAGAGGCCACUCGGCGUCACUUGUUGUCCUGGGAACAUUCCUCCUCUGGUUUGGAUGGUAUGGAUUCAACCCUGGUUCAUUCAACAAGAUACUUGUGGCGUACGAAUCAGGCUCGAUAAACGGCCAGUGGAGCGCGGUUGGACGGACGGCCGUCACUACGACGCUUGCUGGUUGCACGGCUGCGCUCACAACCCUCUUUGGGAAACGUCUGCUCUCGGGACACUGGAACGUAACGGACGUAUGCAACGGCCUACUCGGAGGAUUUGCAGCUAUAACAGGGGGCUGCUCAGUCGUUGAGCCGUGGGCUGCGAUCAUAUGCGGCUUUGUGGCGGCCCUCGUCCUCCUCGGGUGCAACAAGCUUGCAGAGAAGCUCAGAUACGACGACCCGCUUGAGGCAGCGCAGCUACACGGAGGGUGCGGAGCGUGGGGGCUAAUAUUCACAGGGCUUUUCGCUAAAGAAAAGUAUUUGAAUCAGAUUUACGGCGCGAAGCCCGGAAGGCCUCAUGGUUUGUUCAUGGGCGGUGGAGGAAAACUGCUUGGAGCUCAGAUGAUUCAAAUACUUGUUAUCACAGGUUGGGUGAGUGCCACAAUGGGAACGCUUUUCUUUAUCCUCAAGAAAAUGAAACUGUUGCGGAUAUCCGCAGAGGAUGAGAUGGCCGGUAUGGAUAUGACCAGGCACGGUGGUUUUGCUUAUAUGUACUUUGACGAUGAUGAGUCUCACAAAGCAAUUCAGCUUAGGAAAGUUGAGCCUCGAUCUCCUUCACCUUCUGGUGUUACUACCACUCCUGUUUGAUUUGGAUUUUUAGUGUUUUAGUGAGAAUUAAUGAUGCUCUUAGUAUUGUUUUGAAUGGUUUUUUGCAUUUUCAUAAUGUUUUAGAUGUACAGUUUUUGUGGGUUGUGAUUAUUAUUAUAUUAUCUCUGUGGCCGUUUGUGUUCUCUUUAGAGUUUGGUUCCGUUUUUGUUUUUACAAUAUAUAUAACCAUUUUACUCGCAGCAUAUAAUCAGAGAUGACAGUGGCUGAA
Messenger RNA from Eutrema salsugineum, 1801 nucleotides. Its product is annotated as ammonium transporter 1 member 1. Gene Ontology annotation, cellular component: membrane. The record is from RefSeq and is a predicted model, not a curated record. NCBI's taxonomy places the organism in Eukaryota, Viridiplantae, Streptophyta, Magnoliopsida, Brassicales, Brassicaceae. Gene Ontology annotation, biological process: ammonium transmembrane transport; ammonium homeostasis. The coding region runs from base 58 to 1572 and encodes 504 amino acids. The transcript has a single exon. Gene Ontology annotation, molecular function: ammonium channel activity.